GCGAGCUCGCGCAUGGGAGCGACACCGCGGCGGAGAGCGGACUGCGGUUUAAAAGGACAUCUGAUCCGCAAACAGCGCCAUUGUCCCGCUCGACAGCUGUCACCGUUACUUCAUCGGACGCGACAGAAAGAGUAAAAUUUAGCAAAGUUUAAAAAAAAAAAAAAAAAACAGACUGGACCAAGACCCAGAAGCAGCCGCUGGUGUCCCACACGCACGCGCUCGCAGCGUGGACAGGUCGCACACGGCCACGCGCACUGUGUGUGUGGAUUAACCGCAAAGAACCGCAGCGCUCAGAUCUGCGAUCAUGUUACUGGAUAAACUGGUGCUCCACGUCCUGGCUUUGCUCUCCGCCUCCCCUGUUUUUCUGGCAUAUGUUUUUCAAGCCAAGCGUGCUGGGGAAUGGGACGAGACUCCAUCGCAUCCCAAAGUGACCCCCGACUCCCCGUGGGUGAGCUCCUCGGGCUCCUGCAAGAACAGAUGUUUUGAGCUGGAAGACGUAGAGCCUCCCAACUGUCGCUGUGACAACCUGUGCAAGACCUACAACAGCUGCUGCUUGGAUUUCGACGAGCAUUGCUUGAAAACAGCGGGAGGGUUCGAGUGCAGUAAGGAUCGCUGUGGCGAGGUCAGGAACGAGGCCCAUGCGUGCCACUGCUCAGAUGACUGCCUGGAGAAUGGGGACUGCUGCACCAACUACAACGUCGUCUGCAAAGGGGAUACUCCCUGGGUGCAGGACGGAUGCGAGCAGAUCGAGAGCCCAGGGUGCCCUGCCGGCUUUGUGCGCCCGCCUUUGAUUCUGCUAUCGGUGGAUGGUUUCCGCGCCUCCUACAUGAAGAAAGGAAGUGUGGUGAUUCCCACCAUGGAUAAACUCCGAUCGUGUGGCACUCACGCACCUCACAUGAGACCGGUGUACCCGACAAAGACGUUCCCUAAUUUGUACACCCUUGCAACAGGCCUUUAUCCCGAAUCCCAUGGAAUAGUUGGCAACUCCAUGUAUGACCCCGUGUUUGAUGCCAACUUCUUGCUCCGAGGGCGAGAGAAACUGAAUCACCGCUGGUGGGGAGGUCAGCCUAUCUGGAUCACGUCCGUGAAGCAGGGGGUGAAGGCGGGCACCUUCUUUUGGCCAGUAGUCAUUCCUCUAGAACGAAGGAUUCUGACUAUUUUACACUGGCUUCACCUGCCUGACGCAGAGCGACCCUAUGUGUACGCGGUCCACUCGGAGCAACCGGACUCUUACGGCCACAAGCUGGGACCCCUGAGCAACGAGCUGAACAAUCCCCUGAAGGAGAUCGACAAGAUUGUGGGGAUGCUGAUGGAUGGUCUGAAACAGAUGAAGCUGCACCGCUGUGUGAACAUCAUACUGGUGGGCGAUCACGGCAUGGAAGAUGCCCACUGUGACAGAACAGAGUUUUUGAGCUCAUACCCUGUGAAUGUGGACGACAUCAUUUUGAUCCCUGGAUCUCUUGGACGAAUCCGUUCCCGCAUUCCCAACAAUCCCAAAUAUGAUGCAAAAGCUAUCGUGGCAAACCUUACAUGCAAGAAAUCAGACCAACACUUCAAGCCCUACCUGAAGCAUCACCUCCCUAAGCGGCUACACUAUGCCAACAACCGCAGGAUUGAGGACAUCCACCUUCUGAUGGAGAGAAAGUGGCAUGUGGCAAGAAGUGUGACGGAAUCAGACAUUUCAGACCACCCGGAUCUCGACAUGGAGUUCCCACACAGGAAAUCUCCUGAAGGCAGAAAACACCCUGGGAGAUGUGGUUUCUAUGGCGACCAUGGCUAUGACAACAAGUUCAACAGUAUGCAGACAAUCUUUUUGGGCUAUGGACCUAGCUUUAAAUUCAAGACAACAGUGCCAGUGUUUGAAAACAUUGAACUUUACAACGUGAUGUGUGAUCUCCUAGGGUUACAGCCCGCUCCAAACAAUGGAACUCGUGGCAGCCUGAACAGUAUGUUGAAAACCCCCCCUUACACACCCAUCGUGCCAGAAGAAGUGGCUUCACCUGCCCCCUUGGAACCUGUUACUAUUCCCACAGACGACCUGGGAUGUAGCUGUGAUGACAAGAACAAAGUGGAGGAACUUGGUCAAGAACGCUCUCUUCCUGAGGACAUUAAAGACGCCGUGGCUUCUGCGGACAGCAAGAACCUUCCAUACGGUCGUCCCGCAGUUUUGUUCCAGACAAAAUACAGCCUUCUUCACCACAAUGACUUCAUCAGUGGCUACAGCGAAGCCCUGGCCAUGCCCCUGUGGACCUCAUAUACCGUAUCCAUAGACGUGGAGGUUAGGCCUCUUCCAGAGUACAUGACCAACUGCGUGAAGCCGGAUGCUAGAGUGGCUCCUGCUCAUAGCCAGUCCUGCACGGGCUAUGGUACCGAUCAGCAGAUUUCUUAUGGCUUCCUCUUCCCUCCGCAACUAGCCUCGUCCACUGAAACCACAUAUGACGCCGUUCUGAUCACCAACACUGCUCCGAUGUACUUGGCCUUCAAGAGGAUCUGGACCUACUUCCAGGAAACACUAGUGAAGCGCUAUGCCGGAGAAAGAAAUGGAGUGAAUAUCAUCAGUGGACCCAUCUUCGACUACGACUUCGAUGGUCUCCGCGACAGCGAGGAGAAGAUCAAAGAGUACUCGGGCGACUCCCUCCCUAUCCCCACACACUACUACGUGGUGAUUACCAGCUGCUCAGACAGCACUCAGACUGUGAAGACCUGCGACAGCCCACUCAGUGUCUUCUCCUUCAUUCUGCCACACCGGCUUGAUAAUGAUGAGAGCUGCAAUAGCUCCGAGGACGAGUCCAAAUGGGCGGAGGAGCUGAUGAAGAUGCACACAGCACGCGUCCGUGAUAUCGAGAUCCUCACUGGGCUGGACUUCUACCGCAUCACCAGCAGGACUUACGUAGAGAUCCUCUCCCUAAAGACUUACUUGCACACUUUCGAGGGUGAAAUCUGAAAACGGCAGUGGUUUCUUCUGAGUACAUCUUCUGUGCUUAGGUGUAUAUUUUUAUACAGUGUUUCAUAUGUGCUCCCUAGAAUUUUUGAUGCUAGUUAAUAUUCUAAUCUUGUAUAACAAAUGGCCUUUUUUUUUUGAUAACUGUAAGAAUGAACUGGUUUUAUCAUUUGUGCUGAUUGUUCUGUUGUGACUUGAGGUGUGGUGUACGUGAGCGAGGUGUGAUUUUAAUUGGAAUAGAAGACUGAAGGUCUGUGAGUGAAGUUCUGUGGCUCAGAAUGCUGUACUGUACACAAUAAUGUAACUGUAUCGUUGAGUCAAUAUAUCCUGUUAUGUGAUUGACCACUAAUGACCUCUGUCUUAACAUUUAAAGUUGCACCACAAUAAAAACCUGUAUUUUUACUCAACUGAACAGACUUUUGCUGUAACAGAACUUUUUGAUACCCCCCCCCCCCCCCCCCCGACCC
Messenger RNA from Scleropages formosus (Asian bonytongue), 3408 nucleotides. RefSeq names its product ectonucleotide pyrophosphatase/phosphodiesterase 2-like (gene enpp2l). The coding region runs from base 305 to 2944 and encodes 879 amino acids. Gene Ontology annotation, biological process: immune response; phosphatidylcholine catabolic process. NCBI's taxonomy places the organism in Eukaryota, Metazoa, Chordata, Actinopteri, Osteoglossiformes, Osteoglossidae. Gene Ontology annotation, molecular function: nucleic acid binding; zinc ion binding; phosphodiesterase I activity. The transcript has 26 exons. The record is from RefSeq and is a predicted model, not a curated record.